AGGCAGCAGGCGCCUAGGCUCAGUUUAGGUCGCGCCUUGUUGCGCUCUGCAGAGACAAGAUCGGACUCCCUGGUUUCCGCACCCUCUAGAGUGCCACGGCUGAUUGUCACCUCCCCGGACCUGGGCCACACCGCGGUCCCAAAAAGGGAAGGGAGAGAGAACUCGGCGUGGGUGCUGGGGACCCCGCGUUUUGCGCAGUGGGCUUACACACAGUUUUGAGUUCCCGGCUGGUCCCUACCCUGCUUUCCUGCUGGUUCGAAGUGUCUGCGGCUCCCCUGCUUUGCUCCAGUGGACAUCGUAGAACCCUAGGAACCUGGGAACGGACUCUUUGGGAGUCCCCAGUUCCGCUCUGCCGGCUCUCGGGAACUUUGAGUUGCGUUUCGGGUCUUUGUUUCCCUUCGGGGAAGCUGGGCUGUGGUUUGGCAGGCCAGGUCCCUGAGCAGGACCGCACGCUGGGAACCAUGGAGUUCACGGCGUCGCCCAAGCCUCAGCUGUCCUCUAGAGCCAAUGCCUUCUCCAUCGCCGCGCUUAUGUCUAGCGGCGGCCCCAAGGAGAAGGAGGCAGCAGAGAACACCAUCAAACCCUUGGAACAAUUUGUGGAGAAAUCUUCCUGUGCCCAGCCACUGGGUGAGCUGACGAGCCUGGACGCUCAUGCGGAGUUUGGCGGCGGGGGCAGCAGCCCUUCCUCAUCCUCUCUGUGCACAGAGCCGCUGAUACCUACCACCCCCAUCAUCCCCAGCGAAGAGAUGGCUAAAAUCGCCUGCAGCCUGGAAACGAAGGAGCUCUGGGACAAAUUCCACGAACUGGGCACGGAGAUGAUUAUCACCAAGUCUGGCAGGAGGAUGUUCCCCACCAUCCGCGUGUCAUUUUCUGGAGUGGAUCCUGAGGCCAAGUACAUAGUCUUGAUGGACAUCGUCCCGGUGGACAACAAGAGAUAUCGCUAUGCCUACCACCGGUCGUCCUGGCUGGUGGCUGGCAAGGCGGAUCCUCCCCUGCCAGCCAGGCUCUACGUGCAUCCAGACUCCCCCUUUACUGGAGAGCAGCUCCUCAAACAGAUGGUGUCUUUUGAAAAGGUGAAGCUCACCAACAACGAACUGGAUCAGCAUGGCCAUAUAAUUUUGAACUCAAUGCAUAAGUACCAGCCACGGGUGCACAUCAUAAAGAAGAAAGACCACACGGCCUCCUUGCUCAAUCUGAAGUCAGAAGAAUUCAGGACAUUCAUCUUUCCAGAGACAGUUUUCACAGCAGUCACAGCCUACCAGAACCAAUUGAUAACCAAGCUGAAAAUAGACAGCAAUCCUUUUGCCAAAGGAUUCCGGGACUCCUCCAGGCUCACUGACAUUGAGAGGGAAUGAGGUUUUGUUCUGGAAAGUUUAGGUUACCUACCUCAAGAGUGAGAGUUUACAAAAUAAACCUGUCUUCCUUGGCAUAUUUUCUUGCUUUCUUUACCAUGUUGUGGCCUCUUUUUCUUCUGGAUAUACCCUUGUCACUAACAGAUGAGACUGUCACUUGAUGUCAUCUGCCAAAUUAAGAAACAGCAUGAGGCUCUCUCCAGAUGGAUUUGAUCUUGGCUCUAGGAAAGUAAGCAUGAAUCUUGCAUGUUUCUUUUCUUAAAGCCAUGAGGCAGAUGAAUAUCUUUUCUUUAUGGAGAACUCAGCCUCAAGUACUUACUCCUUUAUAGCAGAGAAACAUAAAGGAAGAUGGCAUCUGCCUUUCUCUGCCUUUCAGAGGACCAAGGGCUCGAGGGUCUUUGAAGAAUUGAUAUAAAUGAAAGCAUGAAAUAAGUACUGAAAACAUUCAUACACCAUCAGACAAUUA
This is a messenger RNA of Grammomys surdaster, 1818 nucleotides long. It is a transcript of the gene Tbx20, whose product is annotated as T-box 20. Gene Ontology annotation, cellular component: nucleus. Gene Ontology annotation, molecular function: RNA polymerase II cis-regulatory region sequence-specific DNA binding; DNA-binding transcription factor activity, RNA polymerase II-specific. The transcript is spliced from 7 exons. The coding region runs from base 462 to 1355 and encodes 297 amino acids. NCBI's taxonomy places the organism in Eukaryota, Metazoa, Chordata, Mammalia, Rodentia, Muridae. The record is from RefSeq and is a predicted model, not a curated record. Gene Ontology annotation, biological process: heart looping; regulation of transcription by RNA polymerase II; cell fate specification.